AUGUCGAUACAACUCUUGAUGGCAGAUCCUAACCGUCGCACCAACGGAGGUACUGGCCGAUCGAAUGGGACUAGAAAUGCUUUGAGGUAUGCUCACUCACCACAAGUAAUGGCCUUUCUCCACUCAACACUGGGCAAGGGCAAACGAAUGGAUUCCAGCCGUUGGGCACCGAGGCACGGACAGAUUACACAAACCAAUUGGCGCACUUGGAAGAACAGAAUCGGCUUCGACGACAAGCAGCGCAAGAUGAACGACGCCAUGCACAAUCGCAACCACAGAGUCCUGUGGAACCGCCACCACCAAGAUGGAACCAGUAUGAACCACGCUCUGCGAUCGACGGUACCUACUGGAGCCGGGCUGAAGCAGAGCCUUCAAGUGCAAGCACGACGACCAGCGGUAGUCAAAGUGCCAGCGACUCCAUCUAUCGGUAUCAGCAGAUGCUGCUCAUCGAACAGCAGCGACGUAUCCGCGAGAUGGAAGAGACGCGUCGACAGCAGGAGCGGCAAAGGCAGCGCGAACAGCAGGAUCGCCGGCAGUGAGUACAUCACACGACCGGCGACAUCUCCAGCGUUCUUGCGUUCAGCCACACAUCAGAGCGAGCGAGUGAGCACAGCGUUGCACUUGAUGUAUCCAGCCUGCCAGCCGCAGCCUCAGGCCACGAUCACGUGCCCGAGCGUUCUUGGCAUCGCUACCUCUUCUUCGCAGAACCCGUAG
Pseudocercospora fijiensis CIRAD86 is the source of this 714-nucleotide messenger RNA. RefSeq lists its product as uncharacterized. The transcript has 3 exons. The coding region runs from base 1 to 714 and encodes 237 amino acids. The record is from RefSeq and is a predicted model, not a curated record. NCBI's taxonomy places the organism in Eukaryota, Fungi, Ascomycota, Dothideomycetes, Mycosphaerellales, Mycosphaerellaceae.